UUUUUUUUCAUUUUUUUUUUUCAGUUUUAUUUAAUAAAAAUAAAUAAAUAUACACAUACAAACAUUUAUAUAUAUAUAUAAAGAGAGAGAGUGAGAGAGACGCAAUUAUAAAAUGGAUUUCUUAUUUGGAAAGAGGAAAACACCAGCAGAGCUUCUUCGUCAGCAUCAACGCGCCAUCACAAAGGCGCAACGUGAACUCGAUCGUGAAAGAGAAAAACUCGAAAGACAAGAAAAGAAAUUGAUAAUGGAUAUUAAGAAGUCUGCUAAAGCAAAUCAGAUGGGUGCCUGUAAAGUGAUGGCUAAAGAUCUUGUACGUACUCGACGUAACGUUCAAAAAUUCUAUCAAAUGAAAACACAGCUGCAAGCUGUAGGACUUCGUAUGCAGACUUUGCGCUCAAGUCAGCAAAUGGCAGAGGCUAUGAAGGGCGCUACAAAGGCUAUGGGAUCUAUGAAUAGACAGAUGAAUUUGCCUCAAAUACAGAAAAUUAUGAUGGAAUUUGAAAAAGAAAAUGAAAUGAUGGACAUGAAAGAUGAAAUGAUGGGUGAUGCUAUUGAUGAUGCAUUUGAAGAGGAUGAAGAGGAAGAAGAAAGUGAUGAAAUUGUAAAUAAAGUUUUAGAUGAAAUUGGAAUUAGUCUUAACCAAGAGCUUGCAGAAGUUCCUUCUGGUCUUAAACAAUCGGAAAGUGCAAUGUUUAAUUCUAAUGGCGCAGAAAGAAUAGCUCAAACAGAAGGAUUAUCGGCUGAUGAUGCAGCUUUGCAAGCAAGAUUAGAUAAUUUAAGAAGAGAAUAAUAAUUUUUUUUUUAAGCAUUGUAUUGCAAUAAAUAGAAACACAAGAGCACUUAAAUACCCAUAA
Molecule: messenger RNA, 854 nt
Organism: Cokeromyces recurvatus
Lineage: Eukaryota; Fungi; Mucoromycota; Mucoromycetes; Mucorales; Mucoraceae
Product: Snf7-domain-containing protein
Exons: 3
Coding region: 113-790 (225 amino acids)
Biological process (GO): late endosome to vacuole transport; endosome transport via multivesicular body sorting pathway; protein transport
Cellular component (GO): ESCRT III complex; multivesicular body
Source: RefSeq, a predicted model, not a curated record